UGAGACCCAUCAUGGGACUGUACAGCUACACAUCAUAACAGCAGUGUUGUGGGGCACAUAAGCUGUCACAAUGGCCGGUGAAACCAUCGCUCCUGACUGGGAGUUUGACCGGUUUGACGAUGGUUCUCAAAAAAUACACACAGAGGUUCAGUUGAAGAACUACACUAAGUUUCUGGCGGAGUACACGUCUCAGUUGAGGGGCAUUGAAGAGGCUCUGGAUGACUCCAUAGGUGAUGUCUGGGACUUUACUCUGGACCCCAUCGCCUUGAAGCUUCUCCCAUAUGAGCAGUCCUCCUUGUUGGAGUUAAUUAAAACAGACAACAAGGUUCUGAACAAAGUGAUCACAGUAUUUGCUGCUUUGUGCAGUGAAGUGAAGAAACUGAAGUAUGAGGCAGAAACUAAAUUCUACAAUGGCUUAUUGUACUAUGGAGAGGGAGUUUCAGAUGCCAGUGUUGUUGAAGGAGAGUCCCAAAUUCAGAUGGGUAGAUUCAUCUCAUUCCUACAGGAACUGUCAUGUUUUGUGUCGAGAUGCUACGAAGUGGUGGUCAACAUUGUUCAUCAGCUGGCUGCCCUCUACAACACCAACAAGGGUGCAACAAAAAUCAUUGAGUCGUCAGGUGUCCAUUUCCAGAUAGUGUAUGAGCAUCUUGGGGAGUUAUUAGUGGUGCUGCUCACUCUUGAUGAGAUCAUGGAAAAUCACAACACACUAAGGGAUCACUGGAAGAUGUAUAAAAGGUUAUUGAAAUCAGUUCACCAUAACCCAGGAAAGUUUUCUAUUCCUGAAGAGAAGCUCAAACCAUUUGAGAAGCUCCUGCUCAAGCUUGAGGGACAGCUGCUGGAUGGGAUGAUACUGCAGGCCUGUGUGGAGCAGAGAUUUGAUGAUCCUGGAGAAGGAGUGGCUGUCGUCAAAAACAGUGCCUUCGCUGAAGAAUUUGCCUUCAACAUACGCACAAUAUUCACCAAUAUUGAGUCAAAGAUUGGUGAACCUUCAGAGAUUGACCAGAGAGAUAAAUAUGCAGGGGUCUGUGGUCUCUUUGUUCUUCAUUUUCACAUCUUCAGGAGUGUCGACAAAAAGCUCUACAAAGCUCUACUAGAUGUUUGUAAAAAGGUGCCAGCUGUCACUCUGGCUGCCAACAUCAUUUGGUUUCCAGACAGUUUCCUCACGGCUAAAGUCCCAGCUGCAGCCAAAUUGAUGGAUAAAAAGAGUCUACAGGCCAUCAAAGCGCAGAGAGACACAUACCUGCAGCAAAGAGCACAAACGCUAACAAAGGAUGUUCAGUCAUACUAUGUGUUUGUAACGUCCUGGAUGAUGAAGAUGGAGUCCAUUUUAUCCAAGGAACAUAAAAGUGACAAGUUGGCAGAAGAUCUUAACAGCAGGUGUAAUGUCUUUGUACAGGGAAUCCUGUAUGCAUACAGCAUCAGCACCAUUAUCAAGACCACCAUGAACAUGUACAUGUCGAUGCAGCGGCCCAUGACCAAAACAUCUGUGAAAGCUCUGUGUCGAUUGGUUGAACUGCUGAAGGCUGUGGAGCACACGUUUCACAGGCGUUCCAUUGUUGUAGCAGACUCUGUUUCUCACAUCACGCAGCAGCUGCAGUCACAGGCGCUCAAUGCUAUCGGCACUGCCAAGAAAAGAGUGAUCUCUGACAAAAAGUACAGUGAGCAGCGGCUUGAUGUGCUGUCAUCUUUGGUGCUGGCAGAAAAUGCUCUCAGUGGACCCAGCACAAAGGAGCGACGUCUUGUGGUGGCUUUGGCAUUGUGUGUCGGCACUCAGCUGAAAACCUUCAAAGAUGAGGAGCUUCUUCCACUGCAGCUUGUGCUGAAGAAACUGGACUUAAUUAGUGAGCUGAGUGAGAGGGUCAAGCUGCAGUGUGACUGUAGUUUUCUUUACUGGCACCGAGCUGUGUUUCCCAUCUACCUAGAUGAUGUGUAUGACAACGCUGUGGAUGCAGCAAGAAUACACUACAUGUUUAGUGCGCUGAGAGACAGUGUACCAUCCAUGUUGCAUGCCAAACACAUGGAGUCAUGUGACCAGUUACUGGAGAGCUACGACAGAGAGAUCAUGGAUGUAUUCAAUGAGCAUCUGCUGGAUAAACUGUGUAAGGAGAUUGAAAAGGACUUGCGUCUCUCUGUUCACACCCACCUGAAGUUGGACGACAGGAACCCCUUCAAAGUUGGCAUGAAGGACCUGGCACACUUCUUCUCCAUCAAACCCAUCAGAUUCUUUAACCGAUUCAUUCACAUCAAAGCUUAUGUGACCCACUACCUGGAUAAAACAUUCUACAACCUGACCACAGUUGCUCUACAUGACUGGGCCACUUACAGUGAGAUGAGAAACCUGGCUACCCAGCGGUAUGGACUGACAAUGACAGAGGCACAUCUGCCAAGUCAGACCCUGGAGCAGGGUUUGGACGUUUUGGAGAUCAUGAGGAACAUCCACGUUUUUGUCUCUCGGUACCUUUACAACCUCAACAACCAGAUCUUCAUAGAGAAGGCAAGUAACAACAAGCACUUGAACACCAUCAACAUCCGUCACAUCGCCAACUCCAUCAGGACCCACGGCACAGGCAUUAUGAACACCACAGUGAAUUUCACUUACCAGUUCCUGCGCAAGAAGUUUUACAUCUUCAGUCAGUUUAUGUACGAUGAGCACAUCAAGUCCAGACUCAUCAAAGACAUUCGCUUCUUUAGAGAAACAAAAGACCAGUCUGAUCAGAAGUAUCCAUUUGAGCGAGCAGAAAAGUUUAACCGUGGUAUCCGGAAACUUGGCAUCACUCCUGAUGGGCAGAGUUACUUGGACCAGUUCAGACAGCUCAUCAGCCAGAUUGGUAAUGCCAUGGGCUAUGUGCGAAUGAUCCGCUCUGGAGGACUCCACUGUUGUAGCAGCGCCAUCAGGUUUGUCCCAGACCUGGAGGACAUCGUAAAUUUUGAGGAGCUUGUGAAAGAGGAGGGACUGUCAGGGGAGACGCAGAGAGCUGCCAGUGUCCUAGAUUCAGUGUUGGGAGAUCUGACCAGCAACUCUGCAGAGGGGACGGAGUACUUCAAGAUGCUGGUGGCAGUGUUUGCGCCUGAGUUUCGCAGUGCAAAGAACAUGCACCUGAGAAACUUCUACAUGAUUGUACCCCCACUGACUGUGAAUUUUGUGGAGCAUUCAAUCAGCUGCAAAGAGAAACUGAACAAGAAGAACAAAAGUGGAGCUGCUUUCACAGAUGACGGCUUCGCUAUGGGUGUGGCAUACAUCCUGAAGCUGCUGGACCAGUACCUAGAGUUUGACUCCCUGCACUGGUUCCAGGCUGUCAGAGAUAAAUAUAAAAAGGAGAUGAACGCUGUGGUGAAGGAGCAGAACGUCCAGUCUGCCAGUCAGGAUGAAAAGUUGUUGCAAACAAUGAACCUCACCCAGAAGAGGCUGGACGUCUACCUUCAGGAGUUCGAGCUGCUCUACUUCUCCUUAAGCAGUGCCAGGAUCUUCUUCAGGGCAGAUAAAACUGCAGCUGAAGAGACUCAAGAGAAGAAAGAUAAAGAAGAAGCUGCCAAAGCAGGAGGCAGUUCAGAAGGCUCCAACCCUGCUGCACCUUCAUCAAAGUGACCCUCAUCGUGAGAUCAGUAGACACGUUGUGGAUCAUAACUUUGGUGUAGAGCAGUGGACCGUCGUCCCAUGGCCAGAAAUGUGGGGAGAUGAUAUUGAGAAUCAGAAUGCACUAGUUUUGUACGGUUUGAGUUCAAAAGCAGAACAGAUGGAAGGAUUCUGAAGUGACUGUCAUUAGAAAAGAAUGUAUAUUAACUUUUGUUAAUAUGUGAGAGAAAUGUCUAUGUUGCAUCUACUGACUUCAAAGUGUCAGUCAACUAGUAAAAUCAUAUUGAAUUUUGUAGCAUUUAAAAAAGCUUCUGUAACCUUAAAGGAGUCGGUAUGAAGAGUUGGGUCAAAGUGAAUCCUUUCCUUUGCUGUGGAGCCUUUUGAUACUUUAAUGCUCAGUCUGAACAGACUGGAUUAUUUUUCUACACUAGAAGCUUCAGCUAUAUGUAUGUCCUCUGCUAAUCAGAGACACGUUCAGUAAUUAAUUUGCAUUUUAGAGUUCGUACUAAUUGUAUUAACAUUAUGUUGCUUGUUGCCUUCAACUGCAGCUCUGGUCUUAAUUGGAGGGCUCCUGGGAAUGUCUUCAUUGUACAGUCCUCAUACAUGUGUGCCAUAUUUGCUAAUUAUUGUUUUGUCUGUUUGUACAUUAUAUGAUUUAGAGUUUAUGUGCCUUUCUUAACUCAUUUCAGUGACAAAUUAAUUCAGAAAAAAAUGUUCCAGAGGCAAAAGAUUCUUCAUCUUAUGAGUAUUGUGUAGUACUCCAACUUUUUAUCCAUCAGCAUGUGGUACAUGUGAAACUAAGGCCACAGUUUGGUCACAAUGACAUUCCAUCAAUGAAAGACAAAGUUCUGUGAGGUCUUUGAAUAAUAAACUGCACUUUGAACAGUUUGUUUUCUUAA
Messenger RNA from Sphaeramia orbicularis (orbiculate cardinalfish), 4473 nucleotides. RefSeq names its product WASH complex subunit 4 (gene washc4). The record is from RefSeq and is a predicted model, not a curated record. The transcript is spliced from 33 exons. The coding region runs from base 71 to 3586 and encodes 1171 amino acids. Lineage: Eukaryota; Metazoa; Chordata; Actinopteri; Kurtiformes; Apogonidae. Gene Ontology annotation, biological process: endosome organization; endosomal transport. Gene Ontology annotation, cellular component: WASH complex; endosome.